CCGAGAUCGGCGGACCUCGGCGAACCCUCGCUCUCCACCGACCGCUCUCCACUCUCGACACCAUGGCGGCAGUGGCGGCAGCUUCAGCCGAACUGCUCAUCAUCGGCUGGUACAUCUUCCGCGUGCUGCUGCAGGUGUUCCUGGAAUGCUGCAUUUACUGGGUAGGAUUCGCUUUUCGAAAUCCUCCAGGGACACAGCCCAUUGCGAGAAGUGCUCAGGUACUCCCUGCAGAAGCUGGCGUACACGGUGUCGCGGACCGGGCGGCAGGUGUUGGGGGAGCGCAGGCAGAGAGCCCCCAACUGAGGCCCCGACUCCCAGCCCUGGGCGGCCGCGUCAUCAGGUGCUCCUGUCCAUCUCAGCCAGCAUGGGAGCCAGUGCCGCACAGGAAUGGGGGGUCCCCCGUGCUCCCUCGCCAGAGGAGCACUUGCCAAGGUCAGUGAGGGGCCAGUAGGUCCUCCGGAGAAGCAGCACCGACCAUGAAGACCAGAUCCCUUUCCCCUGUGCACCGGUCCCACGGCGGGGGCAGGGGCGGGGGCAGGGGGGUGGGGGGAGCAGACCCCUGAGAUCUGGGCCUAGGCAUCACAUUCUGAUCUGGACCAAGUCAGGACAGCGCCAUCCCAGCCCACAGCCAAGGCCAUGCCAGCAGACCCCACCACGGAGAUCCAAGCAGCACACCAGCCAGCAGAAUGUGCCUCCGGACAUCAGCAGCUGAAGCCCAGACUCUCGGGCAGCAGAGAAGGCGCCAGACUGCGAGCCCGAGUGUGGGACUGGAGGGCGGGGGGAGAUGGUUAGGAACCAGUGAGAACCAGUGAGGGCCUUCUCGCCGGCCCCUGCGAGGGCACGUGCACUCCAGCCUUGCUGCCUUUUGCUCUCUCCACUCCC
Molecule: messenger RNA, 882 nt
Organism: Lepus europaeus (European hare)
Lineage: Eukaryota; Metazoa; Chordata; Mammalia; Lagomorpha; Leporidae
Gene: NNAT
Product: neuronatin
Exons: 3
Coding region: 63-440 (125 amino acids)
Biological process (GO): brain development; positive regulation of insulin secretion
Cellular component (GO): cytoplasm
Source: RefSeq, a predicted model, not a curated record